GCAAAUGAAACCUCAGAAGAGAAGAACACUUUGGAGAUAAGCCAGCUUUCCUCCCAGACUCAGUCACUCCCAAAGGAAUUUCUAGAUGAGAAGCAUCCAGAAGAAGGAGGUGCUCCUGGCUCCUCUGAUUCCUUCAUUCAAAAGUUACCCCUCCAGCGCCCACCGAACAAACGCCGCAGCCCCGGCUCCUCGGCUAACGAGUCAAGAACCUGCUCAUAUGUCCACUGGAAACUCUGCCCGGUGCCCGCCGUACCGGGUACUGGUCCGUGUGUCCGAGAACUGCAAUGGACUCGAGAAGAAGCUGCAAAUAUAUUUCCAGAGCCCGAAGAAGUCCGGGGGAAGCGAAUGCACAGUCAAAGCCGGCCCCAUCGAAGGCACUUUCUGGGUAGAGUUUUUGGAAAGAGAAGCCAAGGAAAGAGUGAUAGCAAAGAGAGACCACACCUUGGAGGUUGGUACUACAUCACCUGUGAAAGUCUUCCUAGAAGCAAAUGAAACCUCAGAAGAGAAGAACACUUUGGAGAUAAGCCAGCUUUCCUCCCAGACUCAGUCACUCCCAAAGGAAUUUCUAGAUGAGAAGCAUCCAGAAGAAGGAGGUGCUCCUGGCUCCUCUGAUUCCUUCAUUCAAAAGGUAUUGCAGCAGGGUGCUUUCUGUCAUGAUAAACCUGCAAAGCUUCCAGUGAUCACUAUAUACUCUUCCUUACCACCUGUAUGCCCGCAUACAUGUCAUAAUGAAUCUCAGUCGUGCCAAAUGAACUGUAACCUGGAAGUAAAGAAGUCUGGACAACACUGUGAGGUUGGUAUUCUUAUUACUCCCAGUUUACAGAUAUUUCUUCGUGUGGAGGCCUACUUGGACUUCAACCUUUCCAAAGAACAAAGGGAGAAAAUUAUUAACCUCUGCCCAAAUCUCAAAAUAGAAGGAGGCUGUGAUGGAUUAGAAAAAAUCAUUGGCGACUACCAUGACAUUAUAAAAAGUCAUCAAUUCUUAAGUGAGGGAUGUUGGAAAAUGACAAAAAGGAAGAUUUUCCCCACUGCACCUCAGCAACAGGAGUCAAGAAAAUCAUGCCAAAUGACUGGGACAGUCGUAUUCUUCACUCAAACCCAACACGCAGAACAGAAGAGGCAGACUAUCUCAGUUCCUUCACAUUUGUAUGAAUAUUUUAAAUAUUUCUUUGCUGAAACUUUGAACAGAAUAGAAAAAGAGCACAAAGUACAUAUCAAAAGUACUUUGGCAUAUCAUGCUGGCAAUGUCGGUUUAAAUUUUGAGACAAGUAAUCCUAGGGACAGAAAAGCAGCUCAAGAAGCUUUUACCACAGCAUUUCAGAGGGAAAUACAGAAUGUGACCUCUCAGGAAGUUCAUUUCACAGAUGAUAAGCUGGCACUUGAAGUCCAGAGAACACUGACCAAUGUGUUUAAAAACCUCCAUGUGAGAGCAGAAGGAAAAGUCUUGAUUCUCCAGGGAGACCCCAAGGUUAUUUUAGAAGCUAAAGGUUUCAUUGCAGCAAACUUCUCCCACAAACAGCCUGUGAAAAUAAUGGUUUCCCAAAACAUGAUGAAGAAUGGAAUUGAGGUCAAUACUGCUCAGUUGGAUCUUCUGCACCAAGAAAACGAAAUAGAGAAAAAAUAUGACACUGCAGCAGCAAUGGCGAACAACCCCCAAACUGGGAAAACCCUCCUUGUGUUUACACCAAAAGACAACGGCCUAGACCUCUCUGCACACGCUUAUCAAUAUUUUAUUGAUGUUUUUCAGAUGUACUCACAGCAGAUUGUCAAAGAGGAGGUUAUCUUAAAACCAUUAGACCAAAAGAGAAAGUUUUGGUCUGAAAAGACAUUCUUUGAAGACUUUGAAACAAAGCACCAACAUGUAAACUUGAAGUGGAAUGAAGGAGAAUUGACAUUGACUGGUUUUUUCAAGUAUCUUGCAGAGGCAGUGAAAUAUGCAAAGAGAUAUUUUAGUAUUGAAGGUCCUGCUCAGCAGAGACCACCUUUCUCCCUUGGAGAGAAUUGGAAUGAAGACCCCAAAUCCACUUUGGACAAAAAUAGUCAUAAUUUCAAGGUGACUUUACCUUUGUCCGAGGGAUUGCCUACCUGUGGGGUUUUAGAAGAAGAGAAGGAUGAAGGAAAGGAGGAGUGUGUCAUCUGUAUGAACAUUAUUCACCACAAAGUAGUCCUCCCAAAGUGCAAGCAUGAAUUCUGUGACACUUGUAUCAAAGAGGCCAUGAAACAUAAGCCAGUGUGUCCUGUAUGCCAGACUUCCUAUGGUAUCGUGAAAGGGAAUCAGCCAGAAGGAAGAAUGUCUUGCCUUUACCGUACUUAUUCACUUCCUGGUUAUACUUCAUGUGGCACUAUUGAGAUUCAUUAUGACAUGAGUGGAGGCAUACAGACGGGAGAUCAUCCCAACCCAGGAAAACGCUAUGAAGGAACAAGACGGGUGGCAUACUUGCCAAAUAAUAAAGAAGGAAAUCAGGUUUUGAGUCUCCUCCGCAGAGCUUUUGAGCAAAAGUUGAUUUUCACAAUAGGAGAGUCUCGGACAACAGGACAUACAGAUGUGAUCACAUGGAAUGAUAUACACCACAAAACUCAAAGAUCUGGUGGCCCGGAAAACUUUGGUUACCCUGAUCCCAACUAUCUGGAACGAGUCAAGCUGGAACUGAAGGCAAAAGGGAUUGAGUAAGAGCGCUGGCUUCAAGGAUGCCUUGAGAGCUGGGCUUGCAAAAGCUGCAGCUGUGGAAAGGAAUCUACGCAAUCAUUAAAAUAUGUGUGUAUAAGCACCAUUUAGAGAAAAAGAAAAGAAUUUGAGAAGAAAUCAGUGUGUUUAGGGGCGAGAGGGGAUGAACUGCUAUCUGCUAACCUGUCUAAUUUCUUAGAGAUUUUAUUUUUUAUUAGAUAAGCUGAAAGCCUGGUAGAAAUGUAAACGUUGCUCUAGUAAGAACCCAGUGUAUCUCUUGGUGCUUUCCUGCUUUUCU
Phascolarctos cinereus (koala) is the source of this 2963-nucleotide messenger RNA. The record is from RefSeq and is a predicted model, not a curated record. Lineage: Eukaryota; Metazoa; Chordata; Mammalia; Diprotodontia; Phascolarctidae.